UUUUAUCGUUUACUAAAACAAUUAGACUCCACUUAAAUAUUACAACUACUCAUUUCUCCUCAAUUUCCUUUUCUCCAUUACUAUAGUAGCUUCUGCACGUCUUCUCUCAAAGAGAUUAGAUCAAAUGGUUCUAAAGAGAAGGCAAAUUAAGAAAGAGUAAUUUGUUUUGAUGGCCUCGGAGAGGGAGAUUUUCAGCCUAUCUGGACCAUUGCACCUCACUGCUAUUGACUGGAGAAAUACAGAUUAUAGGAGGUCCAUAGCGGCCAGCUUAGUGCAGAGUGUGUACAUUCUUGAACGUGAUCGCCAGCAAAUUCGUCAAGGUCCUAAUGCCCUUGCUCCACCCUGGUGGGAAUUCUUCCAUUUUCGUUUAAUACAAGUCUUAGUUGACAACGAAGACCAAUCUUACUUUGGUGCCAUUUACGAAUACAAAUUUCCAAACUCCCAUUUCCACUACAAAACAAUGCACGGCAUUCAGAGUCAGAAUCAGAAUCAGAAUCCACCAAAGUAUGUGAUUGCCUUUCGAGGCACAAUUGCCAAAAAAGGUAAUAGAUCGCAGGACUUCAAACUGGAUCUCAGACUCAUUCGCAACAAUCUUCACAACUGCUCUCGCUUCCACAUUGGCUUUCAAGCUGUACAAAACAUUGUUCAGAAUCACGGGGCCUCAGAUAUUUGGCUAGCGGGGCAUUCCUUAGGCUCUUCAAUUGCACUACUAAUCGGAAGGGACAUGGUCAAAAUGGGAAUUCAUCUCGAAGCAUAUCUUUUCAACCCACCAUUCACAUCACUUCCAAUAGAGAAAAUCACAAAGAACGCGAAACUGAAGCAUGGAAUCCGCAUUGCUCACAGUGUGCUCACCGCAGGACUCGCUGGGGCACUCAAUAACCACAAGCCAAAGGCCCUACACAAAAGUGACUCGUUUACUCUACUGUCUUCGUGGGUUCCUUACUUAUUUGUGAACCCAUCAGAUCCUAUAUGCGCGGAAUACAUUGGGUAUUUUGAGCAUAGGGAGAAAAUGGUUGCAAUUGGUGCAGGAGAAAUAGGGCGUAUUGCUACGCAGAAUUCAAUAAGAAAUAUAAUAGCGAAUGCAACAGGCAAAGAUCAAACGGAACCAUCACACCUAAUUCCUUCAGCGUUUGUUACUAUUAAUUUGAGCCCUUCUCCAGAUUUCAAGAGAGCUCAUGGAAUACACCAAUGGUGGAAGCCAGAUAUUCAAUGCAACUAUAAAAUGUACCAGUUUCGAUAACAUUUGUUCAAUUGAAAUUUAUCAUCAUGGAAUCCUGCUCUGCCAAAUGGUAUCGGGCUAGAUCAAGAUUCAUUUUUUCUUUUUUUAGGUCGCAACUCAUGACAUGAAAUUGAAUUCUUUUGCGGUAAGUUUAUUUUCUUCUUCUGUUC
Molecule: messenger RNA, 1389 nt
Organism: Capsicum annuum
Lineage: Eukaryota; Viridiplantae; Streptophyta; Magnoliopsida; Solanales; Solanaceae
Product: GDSL esterase/lipase At4g10955
Exons: 3
Coding region: 170-1240 (356 amino acids)
Biological process (GO): lipid metabolic process
Source: RefSeq, a predicted model, not a curated record